UUCAUUAUUUUCCGUCGCGGUCGGUCAGUGAGAUGCUGCGCUGCAUAAUGUCUGCGGAGUAGUUGGUUGUAGACAGCGCGGAUCAGUGGACGGGGCGGAUUGGAGUGCCAAGUUACACACACUAUAGCCAGAGGGAGGUUCAGGAAGUCGGAUUCCGCUGCAGUAAGAGACCAGGUCGUGAGGUCUUCUCAGCGCCGCACCGAGGAUGUGUCAGAGCAGCCGGCUGGGGAGAUUGUCAGCUAGCGCCGACCACAUCAGCGGGCUAUCUUACUGACUAGCUGUGAUAUUUGCCUUGGGGAAAACAAAAUCUUUGGAAAUGGCCUUACUACCUUGAAGCCAGAGCAUCUGCAUUCCUCUCGCAACAGCUCGGCAGCAUUCGGUGUGGUUAAGUUGAAGAGCAACAAUUCAAGUUUCCCAUUUCACUAGCUUGAGAUCUGAGGGUCCCUCAAUGAUGUAUGUUUUCAGGGAAGCCUAAAUAAGGUCAACUGAUCAAUGGAUAAAGUGGGAAAAAUGUGGAACACUUUCAAAUACCGUUGCCAGAAUCUUUUCAGUCAUGAUGAUGAUGGAAGCCAAAAUGAUUUUGUCGAUGUUAAUGCAAACAGAUGUGUAAGUGGGAGUGAUAAAAAUGAAAGUGCCUCUGGUCAUAUUCCCAUGCAGUCUAUCAGGCCUUUGCAAGAAAACAUUUCUUCUGACACAGUCUCAUGUGCCAGCACUAGUACGAUUAGGGGAAAUCAAAAUUGUGUUACUGAAAUGCCGCAGCUUGUUGAGAUAAGCAUUGAAAAAGAUAGUGAUUUAGGGUUGAAUGCAGGAAAUAAUUUUGCUCGAAGAGACUCUUACUCUCGUCAUGCUCCAUGGGGUGGAAAGAAAAAGCAUUCUUACUCCACCAAAACACAAAACUCGUUUGAGACUGAUAAGAAAAUCAUACGGACUAGAAGUAGCCUACAAAGGAGAGAGAGAAGACAUGGGGUGAGUUCUGUUCAUGACAUGGAAUCGGUGUCUAACAAGGCUAUAGGCAGCCGCAGCUUACGACAGAGAUUGAAUGAGACUGUGGGCCUUUGCUUUCCUAUUCGAACUUACAACAGGCAGUCAAAGCCCCUGUUUACUAAUAAGAGAAAGAUUCAACUCACUGAGCUAAUGCUUGAAAAAUGCCCUUUUCCUGCUGGAUCAGAUCUAGCUCAAAAAUGGCAUAUGAUUAAACAGCAUACAGCACCUUUUAGCCCACAUUCAAGUAUCUUAGACACAUUUGAUCAGUCUUUGCUUUCCACAGAAGAUGAAGAGGAUAGAUUACGUGAAAGACGUAGACUUAGCAUUGAAGAAGGUGUAGAUCCUCCUCCAAAUGCCCAAAUCCACACAUUUGAAGCCACAGCACAAAUUAAUCCUGUAUAUAAGCUUGGACCAAAAUUGGCACCUGGCAUGGCAGAGAUGUCUGGGGACAGCAGCGGAGUUUCACAAGCUGGAUGUGUGUCUGAGGAGGAUAACACAACCCUCUGUUUGCAGACGAGAAAACAGAAGCAACGUCAAAUGUCUGGAGACAGCCAUACCCAAACUAAUAGACAGGGAGGUUGGAAAGUUCAUACUCAGAUUGAUUAUAUCCACUGCCUUGUUCCAGAUUUGAUUGAGAUAACAAGCAACCCAUGUUAUUGGGGUGUCAUGGAUCGGUAUGAAGCAGAAGCACUUUUGGAAGGUAAACCGGAAGGCACAUUUUUGCUCAGGGACUCUGCACAAGAGGACUAUCUAUUUUCUGUGAGCUUCCGACGUUACAAUCGAUCACUACAUGCUCGCAUUGAGCAGUGGAACCAUAAUUUCAGUUUUGAUGCUCAUGAUCCCUGUGUGUUUCACUCCUCCACUGUAACUGGGCUUUUAGAACAUUAUAAAGAUCCCAGCUCCUGCAUGUUUUUUGAACCGUUGCUUACUGUACCCUUAAAUAGAACUUUUCCUUUCAGUCUGCAGUACAUCUGCCGGGCAGUAAUCUGCAGGUCAACCACAUAUGAUGGGAUUGAUGUUCUUCCUCUGCCAUCCAUGCUACAAGACUUCCUAAAGGAAUAUCAUUAUAAGCAAAAAGUUAGAGUGAGGUGGUUGGAAAGGGAGCCUAUUAAGUCAAAAUAAAAUCUCCUUUUUAUUUCUUCCCUCUACCUUCCAUAAAAGACUUAGGGAUAUGCUCUCUGUACACUGCACAAUUAAUAGCUAUAUUAAAAUGUACUGAUACUCGCGUUUCCUUGAAGCUGUAGUCAAGUAAUUUAUCCUGAGUAGUUUCUCUUACCGACAUAUACACACACAUGCAGUAGUUAAUUGCUUGUUAAAGAAAUGUUUAGGUAGAACUUGACAUGUUUCACCAUAGUGUAGAGUAGCCAAGAUUUCCUACAGGAAACACUUUGUAUACUUUACAUGCCUCUGACCCAGACGCUUAUUCUGUGUUUUUUUUGUUUUUUUUUAAAGAAAAAAAAAUAUUUUUAUGUAUGAAAUCAGCAAUAGUUUGUGUAAAUAUUUAAAAAAAUCAGGUUACUGGUGCUUAUAUUCAGUUAAGUGAUUAACUGAGUUUGAAGAUUACAAAUGCUGAUGUAAUUGUUUCACGCCCAAUUCUUUUUUUUUUUUUUUUUUUUCCCCCGUGAGCAUGAUCUCAAACACUAAACAAUAAAAUGUACACGAACAUUGAGUAGUCUCUCGCUCUCACACACACACUUUUUUUUAUCUGCAUUUUUGUUCAGCAGUAUAAUUAAAGGGACAGUCUACACCUUAGUCAUCUUAAAGUCUUACCUUAGAUUAAGCUGCAAAUAUCCUCCUGCACCUUUUCUAUAUCCUGCAGUAGGAACGGAUAACAUUUUUAAAAAUUAAUAGUGUUUCUGGCCACUUUGAAAUGGCUGCCAAGCUCCACGUCACUAUCUGAGCUACAUAUGGCAUCCAAUCACAAGAGACUCACUAGUUGGAUUUGACAGAACAGACUGUCCAUGCUAUUCAGCAGUGCCUAGAUGCAGCCCAAAUUGUGAUGUCAUCAGUGGACAGAGCUUGGCAGCCAUUUCAAAGUGGCCAGAAACCAUAUUCAUUUUAAAAUAACUUUUUUACUGUUCCUGCUGCAUGAUAUAGAAAGGGGUGCAGGAGGCUAUUUGCAGCUUAAUCUAAGUUAAGACUUUAAGAUGACUAAGGUGUAGACUGUCCCUUUAAAAUAAAUGUUUCCGCCUGAGAGGGAAAAUACAUCUUACUUGCACAAAUGCGGAAACCCAAAACAUGUUGUUGCACAUUUAAAAGUUUAUAUUUUUAGCAUUACUGAUUAGAUUUCCCCAUGAUAAGCUAAUGGCAUAGAAUACAUUGCAGUUAUAGCUUAAAGGGACAUUAAACCACAAAAAAUUAUUUCAUGGUUGAGAUAGAGGAUACCGUUUUAAACAACAUUCCAAUUUACUUCUAUUCUCUAAUUUGCAUCAAUCUUUAGAAAUCCUUUGUUGAAGAAAUAACAAUGCACAUGGGUGAUCCAAUCACACAAGGCAUAUAUGUGCAGCCACCAAUCAGCAGCUACUGAGCCUAUCUAGAUAUGCUUUUCUGCAAAGGAUAUCAAGAGAAUUAAGCAAAUUAGAUAAUAGAAGUAUAUUAGAAAGUUAUAUUAGAAAAUUGCAUGCUCUUUCUAAAUCAUGAAAGAAAAAAAUAUGGGUAUCAUGUCCCUUUUAAUGCUCUACUUGAUGACUUUAAACAGAUUUUAGUAAUAAAGGAAACCUGGAGGAUUUGCACAAAGGUGGUAAUAAAGCAAAAUCGUUUUAUUGAUAAGGGGAGAGCUCUGCAAGGCAAUUGUGGCAGUGGUGGAAGCCUUAGGUUUCUCUGUUUAAUGUCAGUUUUGUCUGCUUAUUUUUUCAUACAAAAAGUUGUAAUCCUGGAAAGUUGGCAUCUCACAAAUACUCAAAACCCAUAAGUGUAAAUGUAUUCCAUAUUGUUCAGAUUUAACUCACGUUCAUUAGCAGCCUUUAAGGAACAGUCUACUCUAAAUUUGUUAUUGUUUAAUAUAGAUAAUCCCUUUAUUACCCAUUCCCCAGGUUUGCAUAACCAACACUGUUAUAUUAAUAUACUUUUUACCUUUGUGACUACUUUGUAUCUAAGCCUCUGCAGAAAGCCCCUUUAUCACAUGGCUAUUUACUAUAUAUUGACUUGCAUUUUAGCCAAUUAGUGCUGUCAAGCACAACUCCACGGGAGAGAGCAAAUUAUCUAUAUGGAUUACAUCAAUUGGCAGAAAUUUAGAGGUUCAAAUUAUUAUAAAGUAUAUUAAUGUUGGUUGUGCAAAGCUGGGAAAAGGGUAGUAAAGGCGUUAUUUAUCUUUUUAAGCAACAAUAAUUUUGGUGGAGACUGUCCCUUUUUAAAGUGACACAAAAGUUGUUAUACAUAGCCAUAGUUUGUGCUUAUAUUGUCUGUGUAAUUUUUAAGUAGUUCCCUUUUUACUUGCAACCCUUAAUGCCUGAAUUUGACUGGCUAUUAGAACAAAUUGCAAUUUUAUUUUCUCUCCCUAAGGAAGAAAAAAAUAACACACCGAUAGGUGUUUAAAGUACUGUAUAUUCAUAAUUGUAUAUAUAUUUCUUACAACUGCAUUGGCACUUUACUAUGUAUCCCAUUUAGGCUAAUGGGAUUAAUCAUUUAUUCUGCUACUGUCUGGAUUGCAAAAAAAAAAAAAAGACUGUAGCAAUGGACCUUACUGAAAAUAUUCAAUUGUUGGAACAUUCUAAAAUGUUCACUUUAUGCUUGUUGUUUUACAUGUUAAUUUGAUUAAGAGAGCAUGGGUGUUCCCUUUUCGCUUAAAACUCUAUAGUAUCUGCAUACCUAUUUAAAAGCUCUAUUAACCCUGUAACUGCAAGAUAAAACAUUAAACAUGGUGUAUAUGCAACAGCUUA
This is a messenger RNA of Bombina bombina (fire-bellied toad), 4862 nucleotides long. RefSeq names its product suppressor of cytokine signaling 5 (gene SOCS5). Bases 493 to 2106 code for a protein of 537 amino acids. NCBI's taxonomy places the organism in Eukaryota, Metazoa, Chordata, Amphibia, Anura, Bombinatoridae. The transcript has 3 exons. The record is from RefSeq and is a predicted model, not a curated record. Gene Ontology annotation, cellular component: phosphatidylinositol 3-kinase complex. Gene Ontology annotation, molecular function: 1-phosphatidylinositol-3-kinase regulator activity. Gene Ontology annotation, biological process: epidermal growth factor receptor signaling pathway; intracellular signal transduction; positive regulation of proteasomal ubiquitin-dependent protein catabolic process.